Messenger RNA from Folsomia candida, 979 nucleotides. RefSeq lists its product as uncharacterized. The transcript has 5 exons. Lineage: Eukaryota; Metazoa; Arthropoda; Collembola; Entomobryomorpha; Isotomidae. The record is from RefSeq and is a predicted model, not a curated record. Bases 196 to 804 code for a protein of 202 amino acids.
AUAAGGAAUUGUGUUUGAAAAGAGUGGGUGGACUUGAGUUGGUUGUUUUAUUGGCAAAGGUUUAAAAGGGGUUUGAGUGCAGGGGUCGUGGAGUCAGUUUUUGUUGGGAAGUGUUGGACUACUCAGGUGAAGCGGAAAUUAGUGGCGAUUUUUAUUUAUUGGAAGGGAUUUAGUAAUAAUUAAUAGAUAAUCGGAAUGAAAUUUCUAGUGGUUCUUGUCGCCGUCGUGGCGUACGCUCACUUAGGAAAUUGUGGCGUCGGAGUUUUGACACCUGCGAUAGAGGCUGAGGCUUUGAGAUUGUGGCAUUCUUAUUGCAAUGGUGCCAGCGAAGGAGGUACUGACGGGUCCACGUUUAUUUAUUGUAAACGAUCCAAUGAAAAUUAUGAGGAGUCCCUGCAACACAACGUUGAGCUUCCAAGAGGUCAAGAACAAGGGCAGCAAGUAGUGUUUGUCCAGCCACCAAGCUACCAUUAUAAACACGACGUUAUCGUCUCUGGAGGCGGUGGUUCUGCUCCCAAGACUGUCAUCUACGUUAAACCAGCCAAAAACACCAACGAAGUCAACAUCGUUGACCAGACUCGGCCAAACGCUGCCCCACAGAAGCCCACUCUCUUCUUUUUGAAGGGAGGUCACGGUGGGGAAAGUCAAACCCAAGUCGCUGCUCAGCCACAGCAGCCACAACCUACACAAUCCGGUUACAAUUAUCCUCCUCCCACUCAAAAUGGCUACAAUUACCCAACCCCCAGACCCACCCCACAAAGUGGGUACAACUACAACGCCCCACAAAGAGGACUUCGGUAUUAAAGGAGCAAUAGAUUAAAUUAUUUAGCUCUUUAUAUUUUCUUAUGUACCUUCUUAUAUUUAUUUUUACGCAAUGUUUCAGUAUUGUAAAUUGUAUUCUUCUCAGGCGUGAAUUGCCAAAUUGUAAGGCUUACUUUCUAGAUUCCAGGAAUAAUAAAAUUUUAUGACAACUGUUGAA